This is a messenger RNA of Bactrocera oleae (olive fruit fly), 3322 nucleotides long. The record is from RefSeq and is a predicted model, not a curated record. Lineage: Eukaryota; Metazoa; Arthropoda; Insecta; Diptera; Tephritidae.
UUACCAGUAGCUUUCCUUGCUGUUUGUGCGGCGGUGCUUAUUCCAGGAGUGCCACCGGAACUCGCCUCUAACGACAUUGUGCUCUCUGCCAUUUCGAGUUGGUGACUAUUCGGCAAUAAAUUGAAUUGUUAUAAAACAUUUUUUUAUUCCAUUGUUAAAUUUAAACAUUCAAGAAGUAAAUUAAACUAAAUUUAAAAUUUUUAUUAAAAAUUUAAUUGCAAUAUGAGCACUUUUAUUUGAAUACUUGUUUUUUUUUGUAUUAAAUUUAAACAUUUAAUAAUUAAAUUUAAUAUGAGCUCUUUAAGUUAAUUUUUUUUUGUUAAGUAAGUUGGCUAAAAUCGUACGGAACCGUGGCUUACAACACGUGACGGAAAGCUCAAAGUACUUUCGGUCUUUAAUAAUCAUUCAAAAAUGUAUACCAUAUACGAGUAUGUAUGAGAUUGCACAAAAGUUAUCGGAUGAAUACAUAAAAUACCUCAAGACUGGAGUGGAAACAGCAGCACUACGGCAAAUCAGUGCACAGCUGGCAAAUGCGCACAGUAAAAAGGACCUUUUCACCAAAGAGCUGGAUCAAUUGUCUUUAGCUGAUCAAUUUGUUGCUUGCACCACCUGUCGUGCAACGGUUAAUGUUAUCGCGCGUUCGGUUCGAGAGGAAGAUGGUCCGGAAGCUGAUGAGAAGCUGAAAGGCAUUACUUUGGACGCAUGUAAUAGGCUGAAAUUACAAACUCCAGAAGUGUGUGAAAACCUGAUUGAUUUUAAUCUUGCAAGUGUUAUCUACAUAGUCAAGAAUACGAGGAUCGAUUCUAAUACAUUUUGUUCGUUAUUUAUGCAAUUCAAUUUCUGUAAUGUGCAAAAUGCCGAUUAUAAUUGGACGCUCACAAUUGAUGGCGGUGGCGCGGCUGUUAUGGCCCCGAAAUCGGAUUUACCCGCCAAGAAUGGCAAUGAAUUGAAAAUCUUGCAGUUAACUGAUAUUCACUAUGAUCCACUGUAUGUACCUGGUGCUUUGGCCGAGUGCGAUGAGCCACAAUGUUGUCAGCGCCACGUCGGCAAUACAACGAGUGACAAGGCGGCGGGUUAUUGGGGCGAUUACCGUGGUUGCGAUGCACCUUGGCAUAUGAUUGACGAUGCAUUGAAUCAUAUCAAGAAUACACACACUGAAUUCGAUUACAUUUAUCAAACCGGUGAUGUUGUUGAUCAUAUGGUUUGGGGUACUUCUGUUGCGAAGAAUAAUGACAGUUUGUGGAAAUUCAGCAAUCGCUUAGCUGAGGUUUUCCCCGGUGUACCAGUAUAUCCCUGUAUUGGCAACCAUGAACCACAUCCAAUGAAUCUUUUCAGUCCAGACGAUGUGCCGGAGAAUAUCAAUACCCGUUGGCUUUAUGAACAAUUAUAUGAACAAUGGUCUACUUGGUUGCCAGCCGAUACAAAAGAAACCAUUCUAAAGGGUGGUUACUACACAGUUUCACCAAAAGCCGGUUUUCGUGUGAUUGCGUUGAAUAACAACGAUUGUUACACCUCAAACUGGUGGUUAUACUACGAGGGCACGAAUAAGAUACCACAACUGCAAUGGCUUCAUGAUACCUUGUUAGCCGCUGAAAAGGCAGGCGAAUAUGUACAUAUACUGGGGCAUAUUCCCUCAGGGGAUGGUAGUGGUUGGUCCGUAUGGGCGCGUGAAUUUAGCAGAUUGGUUGAACGCUUCAGAAACACAAUUAGUGGCAUCUUCAAUGGACAUUCACACAAUGACGAAAUGCUUAUGUAUUACUCGGAGAAAGGUCACGCGAUUGGUGUUGCUUGGAAUGGUGGCGCACUAACGAUAUAUUCGGAUAAAAAUCCGAAUUACCGCCUAUAUUAUGUGGAAGCGAAAAGCAUGCAAGUUGUAGAUCACGAAACAUGGAUCUUCAAUUUAACAGAAGCCAAUGCUAAUGGUGACAGUCAAACACCAAAAUGGUUUAAAGAAUAUGAGUUCUCCGCUGAGUUUACGGAAAAUCUAAGCCCAGCGGGCAUCAAUACUUUGCUUAAUGAAAUGGCUGAGAACCCAGACAUUCUUAGAAAGUUUUGGACGUAUAAAAUGACUACUGCCGAUCCGAAAAUGAAAGAGGGUUGUAAUAGACUUUGCCUGCUCUCCACGAUCUGCCGCAUAGCGAUACCUGUGAAUACUCAGAAAGCGCGUUGUGAAGAGCUGCAAGCCAAACUGAAUAUUGCUUUGGACAAUGAAACUACUACUACAAGUACCACCACUACAUCGCCUGCCGCAACGGCAUCGCCCGGUACAACGACAACCACUACCAAAAGUCCUGGUGGUGGCGGUGCGGCUUCCUUAGGCAUCUCAAUGGUUAGUCUUGCACUAGCGGCGGUUUUGUCAAUCAUCCAUUAUGUUUGAAAACCAAAAAAUGGAUGUUUGACAAUUUAUAUUUUCUCCUUACGUAUUUAUUAACAUUUUACUACAAUCAAAGCAUAUUAGAAAGUAUUAAGUUCGUGCGGCCGGGAUGUUAGAAAUAAAUUUAAAAAAAAACAGUAUCAGUAAAUCAAAAUAGUUAAGUAUUGUCUUUCAUUUGCAUUCCUGAAUUCAAAUCCUUGGUCGUCAGUGUAAAUAUUCGACAGAAUACGGUACGUCUUGAAUACGUAAAAAUUUUUCACUAGUUUUCGUUUAAAAGCUGUGGCUGAAAUUUUGGUAACUCAUGAGUUUUAUUACUUUUAAAUUUAAAGUUCUGCUUUGCUAAUCCCAUUUAGCCAAGUCCGUGUAAUUUUUCUCUCUUUUAUUGUAAAUAAAAUCGAAGGUCAGCUGUCACUUUUAUUCUAACUUAUUCCUCUUGCUGUAUAAUCAUUAAUGAGCUUUAGUAAAAUUUCGUAAUUUGCAUUCAAUUGUAAUACGCUAAGGAUGAUUUCUUGGUUACAAAAAGAUGCGCACAUGCAAUGUGAAAAUUAUAAAUUGGACCCCAACAAUUUAUGAGGUGAAGGUUGCACACUAAAAAUAUAAAAUGUUAAUGUGGUAUCUUAUUAUGCUAGCCUUUGCUGUGCGUCUCUGCAUGCGUUUGAAUUUCCACUGGACUUCAUCUGAUUUAGUUGCAAUGUUCACGGUGAAUUAUUUCUGGUGUAAUUAAAUAAGAUCCGUUUUAUUUCUUAAAACUUGGCUCAAAAUAGUUAAAUUAAUUUCUAUCCACAUUUUUCGUGAUAUUUUUAGACAAAACUUGUUUUGUUUUUUAUGUACUAUAUAUUGCGACAAUUCUUAUUUAUUUAUAUACUAAGAUAAUUACUUGCAAUUUGUUAUAAAUCAUGAGCUUUUAUAUGUUUAUGAGCACAAUAAAAACCAAGCUUUUAAAAACAA